Messenger RNA from Vidua chalybeata, 579 nucleotides. RefSeq names its product basic salivary proline-rich protein 4-like. The record is from RefSeq and is a predicted model, not a curated record. Bases 1 to 579 code for a protein of 192 amino acids. The transcript has a single exon. Lineage: Eukaryota; Metazoa; Chordata; Aves; Passeriformes; Viduidae.
AUGCUCGCCCCGCCGCUCGCCCAACCCGGCCCGGCCCGGCCCGCCGCCCUACCUCGCCCGCCCGCGCCGCCGGCCGUGGAGUUGCCGCAGCCCAUGGGCGCUGCCCUGGCCGGCGCUGCGCCCGCCGGUGCGCUGCGGUCACGGGAGACAGCCGGCGGCGGGCGGAGCCGGGUGGGAGAUAAAGCCGCGGGGACCCCUCCUCCUCCUCUUCCUCCUCCUCCUCCUCCUCUCCCCACCCAUCGCCCGGGAAACCGCCGGCCCCAAGCGCCGCCGCCCGGCCCCGGCCCCGGCACCUCACCGCACCCGCUGUUCGUCCCCAAGGAGCGCCACACCCCGAGCUGUCCCCUCGCCCGGACGGGCUGGAGCUGCAAAGCCGGAGAUAUGGCUCAGUCCAGGCUCAAGCCCGCAGGACUCCGAACGACCCCCACCCGCAGGCAACAAGCCCAGAGCCUCCCCGGGCAGUGGAGAUGCUCCUUGGCUCACGCGUUUCACCGGAGCUUUGGGACACCCUCAUUUGCCAAGGGGAACAUCGGCAUAACCACAGGACCGGGCUGCAAACCCUAUAUCUGCUAUCAGUAA